Pygocentrus nattereri (red-bellied piranha) is the source of this 2922-nucleotide messenger RNA. RefSeq lists its product as uncharacterized. The transcript is spliced from 14 exons. Gene Ontology annotation, molecular function: protein binding. Bases 183 to 2813 code for a protein of 876 amino acids. NCBI's taxonomy places the organism in Eukaryota, Metazoa, Chordata, Actinopteri, Characiformes, Serrasalmidae. The record is from RefSeq and is a predicted model, not a curated record.
GUGAGGAGCAGUGGAGGAGAAAGAGCAGGGAAACUGAGGACAGCCUCGGGAUCAAAGAGCUGAUCUGUCUGAGUUUAGAGGAACAUCAGCUCAGAGGGAAAAAGCUCUCCCACCAUAAAAGUCCAGGCCGAGAGCCGAAGCACCACAGGAGGCUCGGAGCUUUGAAAGACUGUCUUUCAGCAAUGAUGCUUCUGUGUGUGAUGCUGCUGAUUUUCUCUGGUUUCAUGGAGGCCAAUUCAGAGAACUUUAAGGUUGUUGGCCCAGUUGAGCCUCUUGUUGUUGAAGCUGGUGAAGACCUGGUUCUGCCCUGUUCUCUCCAACCCAACAUCAGUGCUGUGGAUAUGACGGUGGAGUGGAUCAGAACAGAUCGGACUGAUACUGACAAACUAGUGCAUCUCUAUGAAGGUCAUAAAGACACAAAUGAUAAGCAGAUGAAGUCUUACAGAGGAAGAACAGCUCUGUUUAAAGAAGAACUGCAGAAAGGAAACACCUCACUGAAGCUCUCAGCAGUCCAUCCUUCUGAUGAGGGAGUUUAUCAGUGUUACGUUGAGUCUGGGUCGCUGUAUGAUGAUGUCACUGUUCAUAUUGUAGUUAAAGAACUUUUUAAAGUAGUUGGUCCAGCUGCACCUGUUGUUGUUGAAGCUGGUGAAGAUCUGGUUCUGCCCUGUUCUAUUGAACCCAGGAUCAGUGCUGAAGAUAUGGUGGUAGAGUGGAUCAGACUGUACCUGAAUGACAGAUUAGUGCACCUGUAUGUAGAUUAUGAAGACAGAAAUCAGGAACAGAUGGAGUCUUACAGAGGAAGAACAAGCUUAUUCAAAGAAGAACUAAAAAAAGGAAACACUUCACUGAAACUCUCAGCAGUUCAACCUUCUGACGAGGGAGUUUAUCAGUGUUACGUUGAGUAUAGAGACUGGAAUAAUAAUGUAAAUAUAUAUGUUGAAGUUAAAGGAAAAGGUUUUCAUGCUUGGAAGAUUGUCCUCAUCUGCAUGUCAGCUUUUGCCAUUACAUUAACCGCUUUUACAGCUUACAUCGUGAAAGAUAAAUUCUCAAAAAAGCAGCUCUCUCCUGCACAAUGUUCAGUCAUAACCUACAUGCGAGUCCAGUCCGAGAAUAAGAAGGAAGAACUGAACCUGAAGAAAUUCAACACAUCAGAGGAGGGAUACAGAAGACUCAUCCCAGCUGUCACAAACUGCAGAAAGGCUCAAUUUGCUGGCUGUAGCCUCACUGCACUGUGCCUUGAAAUAUUGAGUACAGCUCUAAAAACAGAAAAUUCCUCUGUAAAAGAGCUGGACCUCAGUAAAAAUGACCUGCAGGAUGCAGGAGUGGAAAAGCUCUCUUCUGGACUCAAGAGUUCACACUGUAAAUUGGAGAUAAUCAGACUUGCUGUGUGUAAACUCAGCGCACAGUCCUGUAAUACUCUGACAUCAGUUUUACAAACAGAAACCUCCUGCCUGAAAGAACUAGACCUCAGUAAUAAUGACCUGCAGGAUGCAGGAGUGGAGAAUCUCUCUGUUGGACUGAAGAGUUCACACUGUAAAUUGGAGAUAUUAAGACUUGCUGUGUGUAAACUCAGUCCACAGUCCUGUAACACUCUGCAGUCAGUUUUACAAACAGAAACCUCCUGCCUGAAAGAACUAGACCUCAGUAACAAUGACCUGCAGGAUGCAGGAGUGGAGAAGCUCUCUGUUGGACUGAAGAGUUCACACUGCAAACUGGAGAUAGUCAGACUUGUUGUGUGUAAACUCAGCGCACAGUCCUGUGACACUCUGAACUCAGUUUUACAAACAGAAACCUCCUGCCUGAAAGAACUAGACCUCAGUAACAAUGACCUGUAUGACUCAGGACUGGCGAACCUCUUUGCUGGACUGAAGAGUUCAAUCUGCAAACUGCAAAUACUAAGACUAGCUUUGUGUAAUCUUGGAGUGAAUACAUGUGAGAGGCUAGGAUCACUUUUAAAACUGGAAAUCUCCCUGAAAGCACUGGACCUCAGUAAUAACGAUCUGCAGGAUUCAGGAGUGGAGCUGCUCUGUGCUGGACUGAAGACUGGAGACUGUAAACUGGAAAAACUCAUAUUGUCUGGUUGUAUGAUCAAAGAGGAAGGCUGUUCUUCUCUGGCUUCAGCUCUGAGUUCAAACCUGUCGCACCUGAAAGAACUGGAUCUGACCUACAAUCACCCAGGAGAGUCAGGCGUGAAGGUGCUCUCAGCUAGACUGGAGGAUCCACGAUGCACACUAAGAACUCUCAGAGUGGAACAUGGAGGUGAAAACAGAAUCAAACCAGGACUGAAGAAAUAUUCCUGUGACUUCACUCUGGAUCCAAACACAGCGUACAGGUCUCUCGCUCUGUCUGACGGGAACAGGAAGGUGGAGCGUGUGGGAUCUCACUCGUAUCCUGAUCAUCCAGAGAGAUUUGAUUUCUGGUGUCAGGUUCUGUGUAGAGAGAGUCUGACUGGACGCUGUUACUGGGAGGCUGAGAGGAGCGGGACGGUUUAUAUAGCAGUAACAUAUAAAUCAAUCAGGAGGAAAGGAGGCAGUGAGGACUGUGUGUUUGGAUGGAAUAAAAAGUCCUGGAUUCUGAGCUGCUCUGAUAACAGUUACUCUGUCUGUCACAAUAAUAACAGCACUAAACUCUCUGCUCGGCCGUCCAGUGAGAGAGUAGGAGUGUAUGUGGACUGUCCGGCCGGCUCUCUGUCCUUCUACAGCGUCUCUGAUGAUCAAACACUGACGCACCUUCACACGUUCAGCACCACAUUCACUGAACCGCUCUGCGCUGGGUUUUAUAUUGAUUAUCGCUCCUCAGUGUGUUUAAAAUAAAAUCUCCUCCUGAGUGAAACACAAACCAUAAAAAUAUCAGGUUUGUGUGGUUUUAUGUGUAAAACAGUGUAAAGAUUCAUUUUUACAUCAUUUAUAUCUUCAUUCUUCA